This is a messenger RNA of Coffea arabica (coffee), 4006 nucleotides long. RefSeq names its product ABC transporter B family member 11. Gene Ontology annotation, biological process: oligopeptide export from mitochondrion. The record is from RefSeq and is a predicted model, not a curated record. Gene Ontology annotation, cellular component: mitochondrial inner membrane. Gene Ontology annotation, molecular function: ATP binding; ABC-type oligopeptide transporter activity; ATP hydrolysis activity. Lineage: Eukaryota; Viridiplantae; Streptophyta; Magnoliopsida; Gentianales; Rubiaceae.
CGAAAAGAAAAGGAAAUGGCCGAUAAAGUUCCAUUCUACAAGCUGUUCUCCUUUGCCGAUCCUGCUGACUAUGUCCUAAUGGUUGUUGGUACAAUCGCAGCAGCUGGAGCUGGGAUUUGUCUGUUCCUUACGACUGGGACACUGGGAGAGAUGUUAAAUUCGUUUGGUGAAACACUGGACAGAAAGCAAGUUGUACAUGAAGUGUCAAAGGUAUCUUCAAAGUAUGUGUACUUGGCUCUGGGAUUUGGAGCAGCAUCGUUCUCUCAGGUAGCUUGCUGGACAGUCACAGGACAGAGGCAGGCUGCUCGGAUAAGAAGUUUAUACCUGCAAUCUUUAUUAACGCAAGAUAUUGCAUUUUUUGAUAAAGACCCUAGUACAGGAGAGAUUAUUGAGAGGAUAUCAGUUGAUACUAUUACUAUCCAAGAUGCCAUUGGUGAAAAGGUCGGAAGAUUCAUACAGUUGUCGGCUUCUGUUGUUGGAGGCUUUGCCUCAGCUUUUAACAAGGGUUGGUUGCUCUCCUUGGUCUUGUUAUCUUCAAUUCCGCCACUCAUCCUUACGUCCUCUGUAACGAUCAUCCAACCAGCGAAACAAGCAUCCCGCGGACAAGCAGCCUAUUCAGUAGCAGCAACAGUGGUUGAACAGACUCUUAGCUCAAUUAGAACGGUUGCAUCUUUUACAGGGGAGAAGCAAGCAAUUGCCAAAUAUGGCAAAUCCCUAAAUAAAGCUUACAAUUCAGGAGUGCAAGAGGGAUUGGCAGCUGGUUUCGGUUUUGGUCUUUUCAUGUUCUUUUACUACUGUAUUUAUGCCUUAGCCAUAUGGUUUGGAUCCAAAAUGAUUGCCGAAAAACAAUAUUCUGGAGGAGAUGUCCUGAAUGUAACGCUUUCUGUGCUAACUGGAUCCUUUUUUGUUGGGCAAGCAUCCCCUUGCUUGAGUGCAUUUGCAUCAGGACAAUCUGUAGGUUUUAAAAUAUAUCAGAUAAUGAAGAGAAAGCCAGAUAUCAGUCCUUCCAAUUCAGAUGGACUGAAAUUAGAUAAUAUGACCGGCACUAUAGAAUUGAAGGAUAUCUAUUUCAGUUAUCCAGCAAGGCUACAUGAACAGAUAUUUAGUGGAUUUUCUCUCUUCAUACCAAGUGGAACAACUACAGCAUUGGUUGGACAAAGUGGACAAGAAAAAUCAACCGUUCUCAGCCUUAUCGAGAGGUUUUAUGAUCCUCAAGCAGGUGAAGUUCUGAUAGAUGAUAUUAAUAUCAAAGAAUUUCAGCUCAAGUGGAUCAGAAGCAAAAUUGGUCUUGUCAGCCAGGAACCUGUAUUGUUUGCCCUGAGCAUUAGGGAUAAUAUUGCAUAUGGAAAGGAUAACGCAAGUCCCGAAGAAAUACAAGCUGCUGCAGAACAUGCCAAUGCUGCUAAGUUCAUUGACAAAUUACCUCAGGGACUAGACACGAUGGUUGGUUCGCAUGGAAUUCAGAUGUCAGGGGGGCAAAAGCAGAGAAUUGCCAUAGCUAGAGCAAUUUUGAAAGACCCCAGAAUUCUACUAUUGGAUGAAGCCACAAGUGCUCCUGAUGCAGAAUCUGAGAGGACUUUGCAAGAAGCUCUGGAUGGGGUUAUGGUCAACCGAACAACUGUCAUUGUGGCACAUCGUUUGAGCACUGUGAAGAAUGCAGAUGAAAUUGCUGUUAUUGAUCAAGGAAAGAUCGUUGAAAAAGGUUCGCAUACUGAGCUACUACAAGAUCCUGAAGGAGCAUAUUCCCAGCUCAUACGGCAACAACAGCUUAAUAAAGGACCAGAUGAUGGCAUUGUCGAUAAUCAUGAUAAAUCAGAGAUCAAAGUAGAUUCUGGAAGACAUUUGAACCAGAGAAUUUCCUAUCUGGAAUCCACAAGUCAGUGCUCAUCUGUAGUAGGUAGCAGCAGCCGUCACUCAUUCUCCAUUUCAAUUGAUAUGCCAGAAACAGAAGUGGGAGAAUCAAAAAAAUCAGUUUCCAUGCCAUCAAAAAUGGAACAACAAGUUCCACUUUACCGCUUGGCCUAUCUUAACAAACCAGAAAUUCCAGAACUAUUGCUUGGUUCCUUGGCAGCUGUUAUUACUGGUUCAAUGUUGCCAAUUCUUGGGGUAAUUCUAUCAAGAGGAAUCAAGACAUUCUAUGACCCUGCUCAUGAACUUCAUAAGAAUUCAAGAUUCUGGGCAUUAAUGUUAGUAGUUCUUGGGGUGGCUUCCUUGUUGGCAACACCAUUAAAAGCAUACUAUUUUGCUGUGGCAGGAUGUAAGCUAAUCAAACGUAUUCGAUUGAAGUGCUUUGAGAAAAUAGUUUAUAUGGACAUAAGUUGGUUUGACAGGGAGGAGAAUUCAAGUGGUAGAAUUGGCUCCCAGCUUUCAAUUGAUGCAACAUCUGUGGGAAGUCUAGUCGGUGAAUCACUUUCCAUGCUUGUUCAGAACAGUGCAACAGGUUUUGCAGGCCUACUUAUUGGUUUUGCAGCAAGCUGGCGGUUAUCUCUGAUAGUAAUAUCCAUGUUACCAUUGAUUGGCUUCAAUGGGUAUAUGUACUCGAAAGCCUUGAGUGGAUAUAGUGCUAAUGCAAAGAAGUUAUACGAGGAAGCCACUCAAGUAGCCAUUGAUGCAGUCAGAAGUAUUAGGACAGUUGCAUCCCUUUCUGCAGAGGAUAAGGUGAUAUCCUUGUAUGAGAAGAAAUGUAACGGCCCUGCCACAACAGGAAUAAAACGAGGAUUGUAUGGUGCUGUAGGAUACGGUUUGUCCAUGUUCCUCCUGUAUUCUAUCUAUGCAACCAUUUUCUAUGCUGGAGCUCAAUUUGUUGAGGCUGGCAAGAUAACCUUUAGUGACGUUUUCCAGGUUUUUUAUGGCUUGACCAUGGCUGCCAUUGCUAUAUCUCAAUCAAGUAAACUUAGUCCAGACUCUAGCAAAGCAAGAAGUGGUGCUGCUUCCAUCUUUGCACUGCUUGACCUGAAUUCACCUAUAGACUCGAGCAAAACCUCAGGAAUUACAUUAGACAAUGUGAAGGGAGAAAUACUAUUUCAGCAUGUCAGCUUCAAAUAUCCAAAUAGACCUGAUGUUCAGAUUCUUAAAGAUCUUUGUUUGGCUAUUGAGUCUUGCCAGACACUUGCUCUGGUUGGAGAUAGUGGGAGUGGAAAAUCUACUGUCAUUUCACUACUGCAAAGAUUUUAUGAUCCUGAUUCUGGUGAAAUCACACUAGAUGGAAUGGAACUAAGAACACUGAAUUUGAAAUGGUUAAGGCAGCAGAUGGGAUUAGUAAGUCAGGAACCUGUUUUAUUUAAUGGCACAAUCCGUGCUAACAUUGCAUAUGGCAAAGAAGGUAGUGCCGCAGAAGCUGAAAUCAUAUCUGCAGCAGAAAAAGCAAAUGCUCACAAUUUUGUCAGCAGUUUACAACAGGGCUACGACACAAUAAUAGGUGAAAGAGGGAAACAAUUAUCAGGUGGCCAGAAGCAAAGAGUGGCCAUUGCCCGAGCAAUUAUAAAGUCCCCCAAGAUUUUACUUCUUGAUGAGGCCACUAGUUCUCUUGAUGCUGAAUCUGAAAAUGUAGCUCAAGAUGCAUUGGUUCAAGCUAUGGAGGGUAAAACCACAAUAGUGGUGACACACAGGCUCUCCACAAUUAAGGGCGCAGACUUGAUUGCAGUUGUUAAAAAUGGUGUGAUUCAGGAGAAAGGGAACCAUGAAAGCUUGAUUAGUAUAGCAGAUGGCAUCUAUGCUUCUCUUGUAGAACAAUAUGCCUGUGCUCCAUCUACAUGAAGCUACGAUAUGAGAAGGUUCCACAGUCAGUGUUUUGUGGUUCUGGCCCAAUUUUCUAGUUUUAACCCUUAGUUUUGAUUUGAUGCCUUAUUGUAACCUGCAAUGAUUUCCUUCCUUUUAGGAUUUCCUGUGUAACAGUGACUGAACUGCUAGCAAUUUGUACAUAUAUAUAUAUAUAUAUAUAUAUAUAUAUCCACGUUCACUGUAUUGGUAUUCAUAUUCCAGUCCAUCUAAUGAAUUAGACUGUAUU